This is a messenger RNA of Ostrea edulis (European flat oyster), 694 nucleotides long. RefSeq lists its product as uncharacterized. The coding region runs from base 101 to 637 and encodes 178 amino acids. Gene Ontology annotation, cellular component: extracellular region. The transcript has 5 exons. The record is from RefSeq and is a predicted model, not a curated record. Lineage: Eukaryota; Metazoa; Mollusca; Bivalvia; Ostreida; Ostreidae. Gene Ontology annotation, molecular function: chitin binding.
GAGAGGUUUGAACUAUAUAAAAGAUAAGGCGAUCUUCGGUUUGGGCAACUACUGGGCGACAUUCUGUUAACAUAUAUAAUCGUGGACAGCGUCUGACAACAUGGUGUCUCUCCUGGUCGCAUUAACAGUUUUCAGCGGAAGUGUCAUCACCAGCGAUGCCCUACUUUUCAGCAUAAUUGGACUUAAUCCACCACACCUGGAUCCAUUUUUGGCGACAAGGUGUAUUCCUUUAAGAUCUGCAACUAAUGCCAAAGUAAAAUGUGCAUACAAGGCAUCACAGCUAAUUUGUACCCAGACCUGUAACAACGGUUUUGCCCUUGCUGACGGAACUCGCACGUCGUCGCUCACCUGUGACACGUACAACAUGUGGAAAAAUGGCAUGGAGUUUCAGAUGUGCCGUGCAACUGGUGGCGGCAUGGUAACACAGCCAAGCACGGGAACACAAACCGGAAACUGUCGUCAAAUUAAUUCCGUCAAGGACUGUCCUUCUGACGGAGAUUUCGCCGCCUGUAACCGAUGUGAUCACUUUAUUUCCUGUGCACCAGAUGGCGCUUUUCUACGUCGUUGUCCACCUACUACAUUUUGGGAUGAUAUUGCUAAACAAUGUCUGACUAAAUCAAGCACCUGUAGUAUGUAAAAUGCACAUUCAUAUGUACAUAUUUUUUUUAUUUCAAGUAAUAAAUAUUGAAACAAA